Silurus meridionalis is the source of this 5824-nucleotide messenger RNA. RefSeq names its product QKI, KH domain containing, RNA binding 2 (gene qki2). Gene Ontology annotation, molecular function: mRNA binding. Gene Ontology annotation, biological process: regulation of mRNA splicing, via spliceosome. Gene Ontology annotation, cellular component: nucleus. Bases 577 to 1536 code for a protein of 319 amino acids. The record is from RefSeq and is a predicted model, not a curated record. Lineage: Eukaryota; Metazoa; Chordata; Actinopteri; Siluriformes; Siluridae. The transcript is spliced from 7 exons.
GCAGGCGUUAGGAAAGCAGUAGAGGCGCAGCAGCAGCAGCAGCAGUCUCUUGAAUACCGACACACACACACACACACACACACAGCGAGAGGAGAAGAGUUUGCUCAGCUCCAGAGCUAGCCUAGAAACUUCACCCAGCGUUAAGGACCUUUAUUCUAAACCGCUACUCCACAUUAUCUUGGCAGGAAGUGAAGGUCCAGAGAGGUCGAAUGGCCUGGAAAUAGCGUUAUUCUGACGCCUACAACCUCUUGAGAGUAAACAAAAACAAAUCUGAGUGGUCAUGCGGGAGUCCGGACAGUUUGCGGAGCUCUUCUGACCUUCAUAAAUCACACGAACACAUAUCAGUCUUUUUUCUCUCUCUCUCGUCGUGUUUCAGGAGAACCAAUCUUUUUUUUUGUAAGUGAGACAUUUUGUAGGUCUUCAGGUUAGAAGCGGGACUUCGUUGGAGAAGUGCGGACUGAAUAGCGGACUCAGAGCCUCAUACACACAGCCUGUGGAGGAGCCUGUUGGAGUCUGGUCUUCUCUUCAUAACUGAUCUUUUUUCCCUAACAUUUUUUAAGCAGACGGUUUUUAAAUAUGGUGGGGGAAAUGGAGACAAAAGAGAAGCCCAAGCCGAGUCCCGACUAUCUCAUGCAGCUCAUGAAUGACAAGAAGCUGAUGAGCAGUCUGCCCAACUUUUGUGGGAUUUUCAACCAUCUAGAGAGGCUUCUGGACGAAGAGAUUGGCCGGGUACGGAAGGACAUGUACAAUGACACACUGAACAGUAGUACAGACAAAAGGACAUCGGAGCUCCCAGACGCCGUGGGGCCAAUUGCACAGCUCCAAGAGAAACUUUAUGUGCCUGUAAAAGAAUAUCCAGACUUCAACUUUGUGGGGAGAAUCCUCGGCCCACGUGGGCUCACUGCCAAACAGCUGGAGGCUGAGACAGGCUGCAAGAUAAUGGUGCGAGGCAAAGGCUCCAUGAGAGACAAGAAGAAGGAGGAGCAGAAUCGUGGAAAGCCCAACUGGGAGCAUCUGAACGAGGACCUGCAUGUGCUCAUCACAGUUGAAGACUCGCAGAAUCGUGCUGAGAUAAAACUCAAGAGAGCCGUGGAAGAAGUUAAGAAGCUGCUUGUCCCCGCAGCUGAAGGUGAAGACAACUUGAAAAAGAUGCAGCUGAUGGAGCUGGCAAUUCUCAACGGCACAUACCGAGAUGCCAAUAUCAAAUCACCAGCCUUGGCUUUCUCUUUGGCUGCCAGUGCCCAGGGUCCUCGCAUUAUUACCGGCCCCUCCCCAGUUAUGCCCAGUGCAGCCUUGCGUACUCCUGCGCCUUCUGCUCCCACGCUCAUGCCUCUCAUCCGACAGAUCCAGACCUCUGCCAUUAUGCCUGCUGGCACCCCUCACCCCACUGCCACCCUGAUGUCCCAGACCCCUGAGUCUGGCAUUAUCUACACCCCGUACGAGUAUCCCUAUACUUUGGCCCCUGCCACCUCUAUCCUUGAAUAUCCCAUUGACUCCAGUGGUUUAUUAGGUAUGGCAUUCCCCACAAAAGGCUAGUAGAGUUCACGGACAGUCUGCAUUCCUCAAAAGUGUUAACUUUUUGUAUAGCAGUUGCGGAACAGCACAACAAAAAACCCUAAUAGUUUAACUAAAAACAUAGACAAACCAAGAAAAAACUCAUUACUACUGAUGUUUACACUGGUCUUAACUUCCCAGAGUUUAUUCCAUUUUUUUAACUUUGGAUUAUUUUGGUUUAUAUGGUCUGCAUAAUCAACUUCAAUUAUAAUCAAUUAUACAUUUAAAUUAUGCAUACCUAGAAUAUUAAUGAUUGACAAAGUAGAUGUGUCUCUAUCACUGUGCUUAUGAAUAUUCUCUUGCAGUUUGAAACCAUGUCAGCUACAUUCCCUGUGCUUGCUUCAUAUCUGAAAGCUCUCAGAAUAUCAGUAUUAUAGCUGACUUUGUGUUAUAAACUGUAAAAAUAAUGAAGCACUUGCAAUGUGCCAAUGUAAAUCUAUCUAUAGGAUUCUGUGUGAAAUUAAUCCAUCUUAGUUUUUUUUAAGGGCUCUGUUAUCAUAGUUCAGCAAGUGAAGCAAUUAUAAACACAUAUCACCUACUAGAUAUUCACAUUGUUUUUCCAAAUGACAAUUUCUGCACCAUGAAAACAGAGCCCUUAAGCUUCUAAUGCAUUUAAUUUGUACUCAUUCUUGUGAUUGAUUGGGUCUUACUAGCUUGAUGUGGAUGUAUUUUGUUUAGUUAUUUCCUAGCGUUUUGUUGUUGAUGUGUUGAAAAUUAAUAAUUAUCUGAUGUUACUUUCUAUUUUAUUGGUAAUAUUACAUCCUAAGCAGGUGCAGUGACUACUAAAGUACGAAGGCAGGAUAUGCGCGUCCAUCCUUACCAAAGGGUAGUGACCGCAGAAAGAGGUUAGUUUAGCCCCAGUGUUCAAGCUAUAAUUUGUGUGUGUGUGUGUGUGUGUGUGUGUGUGUGUGUGUGUGUGUGUGUGUGUGUGUGCGUGUGCGCGUGUUCCUUACGGUUUCAAUCACAGUACAAUGUUCAUUACAUUUAUAGACAUAUUCAUCAUCCUCAAUUGUUCAACCAUUAUUAUCAUUCUUCACAUAAACUGAUAUAAUACAUAUCACAACAUAUGACAGUUUAUUGUAUUAGAGGGAGUGAGUGUUUGUAUGUUUGUGUGUUUAUGCAUGCUGGGGUUGUACUGAAGAGUGACAAAAAAGAGUAACAUUAUAUUUAGUUUAUCAUAUCUACAUAUAAAAUGUAUCUAAAAUGCAUAGCAGAAUCAGUGGUUAGCACUUAAGCCGACUCCGAUCUUAAAUACAUGGACUGUAUACAAAUUAGACCAAGAACCCGUUUACACCUUGUAUUGACGUGAUGUGUAUCUGAAUAUCAGUAUCUGAAUAGGAAAUGACAACAAAUAACAAAUGCACAUUACACUGUGAACAGAAUCUGUUUACUUUAUGCAGUGUGCUAUUAUACUGAGUGGGAGUGUGGAUGCGGUUAUCCACAUAGCAGCAGUAGAGGUAAUUUUUUUUUUAUUUAAACUUAUUGUCUUUGAAAAUUAGUGAGUUUUUUUAGUUAGUUCUCUGUGAUCUCAGCUUGACAUGUAAACACUGUAGAUUCUGAGAUACAUGAGCUGUCAAAAUCAAAAAAGCACGUUAAUACAUGGUGUAAAAGGGGUUCUAAUGAUGCUGUUAUGGAGGUUUUAUAAUGCUAAAUAUUAUUGGUAAUUCAAGGAUGGGUUCAUCGCACUGCAUGUUUUGAAGGUAUAUUCUCAUGCUAUUAGAGAAAGAGUUAUUUAGCUUGUUCACUAGAGCUCUAUUACUCUGAUGACCAUGGGAUGACCUUGUGGCUCCCAGUCAAUGAAGGCUGAUGGAGCUUCAUUAUUAGCUUCUCUCUUUCUUACUCUCAUUUAGUUUUCGUCAAUUACACCUUCAGUUUCUUUCUGAUUUAUUCUACUCUUAACUGCAUUCACAUGUUAUGUAUUCCAUUCAGCCAGGUUUAUCUUGUGCCUGAGCAUCUUUUUCUUUUCUUUUUUUUUACAUUAAUUUAUAAAGGUGGAUUUUUUUUUGUUAUUUUGUUGACCAUGUUUACGUGAUAUUUGAAGACCAACAUAAUUACAAAUAAGUGUAACACAUUUAAUGCAGAAUUGAUCAACAAGCCACAAUAUUCACUGUACUGUAGUUUGUAAACCCAAUAUUGCAUUUUAUGCAAUAUCACAUCAGCCUUACAGAGCAUGUUUAAAAGCUUUUCCUCCUCACAAAAUUACUUUAAUCCAGUAAUUUAAACCCAUAUAUAUAUAUAUAUAUAUAUAUAUAUAUAUAUAUAUAUAUAUAUAUAUAUAUAUAUAUAUAUAUAUAUAUACAUAUACUCUGCAUUCAUUAUUUUGUUUUUAUUCUUUUAACUAUUAUAUCUAUAUAAUUGCAUCAUUAUUUAUAGAAUUUUACAUAAUUUGUAUUUGGCGAACCUGUGAUCUUUUUCCAUAAGACUACUCUCAAUAAGGCUUUUGCUAGGAUUAUUUUUAAAGCAAAUUAAAUCAUAUCUAAGAGGAUUAAAGUCUCAGACCUUCAGAGGUGGCUCAAUAUAGAAACUACACUAGAUUAGUCAUAUCAAACAACUAUUUGGGUUUAUAAAAUCUUAAUAUAAUAAAAGUUAAAUGUGAUUGUAACUGUAAGAUUAUUGAUUUGACACUAAAUUAAAAUUAGCAAACUUAAUACAUAACCGACAAGAAAACUGACUAGAUUAAUGAUAAAAUAAUUGUUAAAUUGCACAUAAUGUCAAAAUUUCUCAUCAGGGUUACUGACCAUGACCUUAUAUGAUUAUGAUGAUUAUGAUAUAUACCGAUCAGGAAUGACAGGUGAAGCAAAUAACAGUAAUUAUCUUUGUUAGUGGGUGGGAUACUAUGCAGAAAGUGAACAUUUCGUCCUCAAAGUUGAUGUGUUGGAAGCAGGAAAAAUGGGCAAGUGUAAGGAUUUGAGUUUCACAAGGGCCAAAUUGUGAUGGCUAGACGACUGGGUCAGAGCAUCUUCAAAACUGCAGCUCUUGUGGGAUAUUCCUGGUUAGCAUUGGUCAGUAUCUAAUAAAAACGGUCCAAGGAAGGAACAGUGGUGACCCAGCGACAGGGUCAUGAGUGACCAUCAUUGAUGCACAUGUGGGGAGCGAAGGCUAGACAGUGUGGUCCGAUCCAUCAGACGAGCUCCUGUAGCUCACAAUGCUGACGAAGUUAAUGCUGUUAAUGCUCCAAAGGUCAGGACUGUUUUGGCAGCAAAAGGAGGACCAACACAAUAUUAGGCAGGUGGCUAUAAUGUUAUGCCUGUUUGGUAUAUUCUGCAAUUCCCAUAUAGCAACUUCCAUAGUGAUUUUUCGGAUGUUCAGCUGCAUUCCAGUGCCAGGAUUAAUGACGAGUAUUGCAUUAGCUAAAUAUAUUACCUCUCAAUAUAGUAUAGCAGCUACAGAUAGUAACAUGUCACCAGUGUAAAAAGCAUAAGCCAAAGGUCAUGAUCAGUGCCACAUUGGGGAAAUUGACAAUAUAUUAGGAAGGUUAUGAAUUGUAUGAGGAGGAGUCAUAAGUAAAACUUAGAGAUGAGUAUUAUGCUCAACAGUUGAUUCUGUUUAAUUAUAAAGGUGAUAUGCUGUGCUUAUGGACUCUUAAUGGCUCCCCAUACUACAUACAUCUUCAUAAAAAUACAACACAUAGUUUGCACUGAAACUCUUGAAUCACCAGAUCUUUGUCUUUUGUUAGACAGAGCAAAACAAUGUCAGGAAAAAGACACACAAAUGAAACCUCAUAGGUUUGGGUUUCUUUGUGACAAAGGACAGGGUGGUGGACAUAACAAAAUGAGCAAGAGUGUCCUAUCAGUAAGAGUUAAUUAUCAGAAUUCUGUGAUGUUAUUGAGAAAUGUCAGUAUGAGUAGAUGAACUGAUGAAAUAUUCCAUUUCGAUAUUUUGUUUUAUUGUAAACUUUUUUUUUUGCAAUUGUGUUACGUGGGGAAAAAGUCUUUUUGCAUAGUGUUUUUUUUUCUAAACAAUAUUUCUACAGCAUAAAAAAUUUAUGAAAACCAGAAUAUAUUGUAUAUGUGAAAAAUAUAAAAUAUAUGCUAGAGAGAAAUGCGGUGUUUCUAGAUUCUCAAAUAUUCUAGAAAUGAUAGUGAAUUUCUGUAGUACAUUUUAUAUUCUCUGUCUUAUGAAUUAUUGUAGUUAUGUCUGUUGUUUCUUUCUCAUUAUUUUUUGCCCCGCAUUCAGAAGUUGUUUUGGUGUUGUGUUUUGUUAGCAUUGUGUUUUGUAUUAUUGUAAAUAGACAGAUUUUAAAGACAAUAAACUUUGCUUCAGUCAAAAA